Eruca vesicaria subsp. sativa (arugula) is the source of this 902-nucleotide messenger RNA. The record is from the annotation of a GenBank genome assembly. Lineage: Eukaryota; Viridiplantae; Streptophyta; Magnoliopsida; Brassicales; Brassicaceae.
CUUACUACCAUAUUGUCUUCCAAACCGUCCAGCAAAACUUUCUUUUGUUUUUUUUUUCAGAUACAUACACAAACAUUAAAACGGGUAUCUUUUGGCAUUUCUUAUUGAUUAAUAAUUCUUUUGGCAGUUUAUAAAAAAAGAAAAAGAACGUCUUAUUAUGCUAAAAUUCUCUUCAUCUUUCAUGGCGUUAAAAUUCUCUCAGAUUCUCUUUGUAGUUCUUUGGCUCUCUCUCUUUGUCCUCCUCUUCCACCACAUGAACUCCUUCAACCUCCACCGUAUCUACUCUCUAAAUGUGGAGGAGCCGUCAAUGUCAAAGCACCAUCACAACCAUCUCUACACCAUUAAUAGAUUAGUCAGCAGAAAAGCUCUCUCCCACACAUUUGACUUCACACCUUUCCAACACCAAAACAACAACCACCAUCAUCAUCGUUCACACGGCGGCGAUGAGAUCGAUCCUCGUUAUGGAGUGGAGAAACGCCGUGUUCCCUCCGGACCUAAUCCGUUGCAUCAUUGAUGGAAUACGAUGACACGUACUGCUUGGUUUGAGUGGUAACAUAUAAGCUAAAGAUCAAAUUUUACCUAGCUUGUUGUCUGCAAGGGGAAACUUAGAUAUUAGAGUUUUUGUUUUUGUUUUCUAAAUACGUUCUUACAAUUUGCGUAUUGAUAUGCUUGAUACAUUUUUUUGUCUUAUCACAGUAAACAAGGAUAUUUUAGCUUUUUUUUUUAACUUGCUUUUAUCGGUAAAUAUGUUAAUUUACUCAAGAAAUUGACAUCUUGAUUAGAUUGUGGAGGACGUAAAAGUUUUAUUGUUUGGUUUGUUUUGUUAACUGUUAUGUAUAUUGGUUAUUAAUUAAGAAAAUAAAUUGACACAUAUUGGUCGUUCUUUAUAAUGAUGGAUGUUU